AUGACGCAACAUAACGCUCAAUCGACUUCUGAACAACACAUUUCCGAAAACGAUUUAAUUGCACAGCGUCAUGCCAAGUUAAAGCAAAUUCAAGAUCACGCCAAGGAAACCGCCCAUGGCCAAACACAUUUAAGCGUGAGCAUUAUGCGCAAGAUCUACAAGAACAAUUUGCAGAUCAAUCUAAAGAACAAAUUGAAGCAGGCGAGCAAGUUCACGUAUCUGUAG
This is a messenger RNA of Oppiella nova, 225 nucleotides long. NCBI's taxonomy places the organism in Eukaryota, Metazoa, Arthropoda, Arachnida, Sarcoptiformes, Oppiidae. The record is from the annotation of a GenBank genome assembly.